Molecule: messenger RNA, 3828 nt
Organism: Rhinopithecus roxellana (golden snub-nosed monkey)
Lineage: Eukaryota; Metazoa; Chordata; Mammalia; Primates; Cercopithecidae
Gene: SLFN12
Product: schlafen family member 12
Exons: 4
Coding region: 420-2162 (580 amino acids)
Source: RefSeq, a predicted model, not a curated record
AAAGAAUGUGGACACUUCCGGAGCGCCAACUGCCCAAUAGAAAUGCAGGCCACUCUGGGAAAUGGGCAGCCGGAGGGCGGGACGAGGAGGGCUGAAAAACAGAAAAGGAUUCACAUUCUUUACACUCUGUGGAGAGUGAGCCGACGGACUGUAGCCUGCGCCUCGACAAGUUCCUUUGUUCUUUGUUUUCUUUAAAUUACCUUUUUUCCUUUUUGUCUUAGAAAAUACACGUGGAUGAAAAUGAAACGAGAGCUCCCUAGAGAUCACUCAGAGCUGUUCUCGUAGGUUUUUAACUUCCCGUUGCUCAAGGGCCCACGCUGGCAUCUGGGGUGUGCUUGCACCUGCAAAGAAUCCAGCUUCUAGGGAGCAGCGCGAGCUGAAAAGAAUUUCUGCUUGGACACUGCAUAGCUGCUGGGAAAAUGAACGUCAGUAUUGAUUUGGAAACGAAUUAUGCCGAAUUGGUUCUAGAUGUGGGAAGAGUCACUCUGGGAGAGAACAACAGGAAGAAAAUGAAGGACAGUAAACUGAGAAAAAAGCAGAAUGAAAGUGUCUCACGAGCUGUGUGUGCCCUGCUGAAUUCUGGAGGGGGAGUGAUCAAGGCUGAAAUUGAGAAUGAAGACUAUAGUUAUACAAAAGAUGGAAUAGGACUAGAUUUGGAGCAUUCUUUUAGUAACAUGCUGUUAUUUGUUCCUGAGUACCUAGACUUCAUGCAGAAUGGUAAUUACUUUCUGAUUUUUGUGAAGUCAUGGAGCUUGAACACCUCUGGUCUGCGGAUUACCACCUUGAGCUCCAAUUUGUACAAAAGAGAUAUAACGUCUGCAAAAGUCAUGAAUGCUGCUGCUGCACUGCAGUUCCUCAAAGACAUGAAAAAGACUAGAGGGAGAUUGUACUUAAGACCGGAAUUGCUGGCAAGGAGGCCCCGUGUUGAUAUACAAGAAGAAACUAACAUGAAGGCCUUGGCUGGGGCCUUUUUUGACAGAACAGAACUUGAUCGGGAAGAAAAAUUGACCUUUACUGAAUCCACACAUGUUGAAAUUAAAAACUUCUCCACAGAAAAGUUGUUACAACGAAUUAAAGAGAUUCUCCCUCAGUAUGUUUCUGCAUUUGCAAAUACUGAUGGAGGAUAUUUGUUCAUUGGUUUAAAUGAAGAUAAAGAAAUAAUUGGCUUUAAAGCAGAGAUGAGUGACCUCGAUAAGUUAGAAAGAGAAAUUGAAAAGUCCAUUAAGAAGAUGCCUGUGCAUCACUUCUGUAUGGAGAAGAAGAACAUAAAUUAUUCAUGCAAAUUCCUUGAAGUAUAUGAUAAAGGAAGUCUUUGUGGAUAUGUCUGUGCACUCAGAGUGGAGCGCUUCUGCUGUGCAGUGUUUGCUAAAGAGCCUGAUUCCUGGCAUGUGAAAGAUAACCGUGUGAUGCAGUUGACCAGGAAGGAAUGGAUCCAGUUCAUGGCGGAGGCUGAACCAAAAUUUUCCAGGUCAUAUGAAGAGCUGAUCUCUCAGAUAAAUAUGCCAUCACCUACUCCCCACAGUUGGCCUCAUUUGGAAGGGCAAUGGCAGAGACAUCACCGUCCAGGGCUAUCAGGAAGGAUAACAUACACUCCAGAAAACCUUUGCAGAAAACUGUUCUUACAACAUGAAGGACUUCAGCAAUUAAUAUGUGAAGAAAUGGGCUCUGUCACUAAGGGCUCACUAAUCUUCUCUAGGAGUUGGUCUUUGGAUCUGGGCUUGCAAGAGAACAACAAAGUCCUCUGUGAUGCUCUUCUGAUUUCUCAGGACAAUCCUCCAGUCCUAUAUACUUUCCACAUGGUACAGGAUGAGGAGUUUAAAGGCUAUUCUACACAAACUGCCCUAACCUUAAAGCAGAAGCUGGGACAAAUUGGUGGUUACACAAAAAAAGUGUGUGUCAUGACAAAGAUCUUCUACUUGAGCCCUGAAGGCAAGACAAGCUGCCAGUAUGAUUUAAGGUUGCAAGUAAUUUACCCUGAAUCCUACUAUUUUACAAACACUCAAACAAGGAAAGACUUGCUGAAAGCCCUUUUUAAAGCCUUAAAGAGACUUGAGUCUGUGAGAGACCAGUUUGCCUUUGCCAGUGUCUCCCAGAUAAUCAGUAUAGAUUGCUUUCAGAAGAAUGAUAAAAAGAUGUUUAAAUAUUGUCGAAUGCUCACCUGAUGGAAAAUGGACUGGGCUACUGAGAUAAUUUUCAUUAUAUAUUUGAUAACAUUCUCUAAUUCUGUGAAAAUAUGUCUUUGAAAACUUUGCAAGUUAAGCAACUUGAUGUGAUGUUGGAAAAUUGGGUUUAGCCUAUCUUCACUUCUCAGAUAUUGCUUGAGGGAUAUUAGGAAAAUUAAUUUGUUAACUAGUCUGUGCACAGUAUUACUCUGUCUGUAGUUCCUGAAUAAAUUUUCUUCCAUGCUUGAACUGGGAAAAAUUGCAACACUUUUAUUCUUAAUGACGACAGUGAAAAUCUCCCAGCAUACGUCUAGAAAACAAUGAUAACUUACAAAAGAUUAUCCUUGAUGAAACUCAGAAUUUCCACAGUGGAAAUGAAUAAGAAGGCAAAACUCAUGUCCUCAAAACAAAAACUCCAGGAAUUCUCUGGAUCUUCUUGAGCUACUUUCACACUAUUUUCUUGGAAGGGUUGCAGAUUUUCUAAUUGGUCAGCUAGCACCUUUAAAGAACUCACAAGAAUGGUUACUUGAUUUUUCUACAAGCAGUUCUGAAUAAAAAAGGUGAGUUGACAAAAUGUGGAAAACCCUCCCUAACUAAGAUUGGAAGGAAAGCAGCCAAAGUGUAAGUAGAAACUCUUUUAGACAAUGAGAGUUUACAUCAACAAGAGGAAGGAGCACCAGGGUUUGGCAUUUCCCACUCAUCUAAGAUGAGCUAAGGGACUGAGAUGAAGCUCAGUGGAGUGGGAUACACCCUUGGCUGGGUGAUUUGAAUUCAUGCCUAAGACGUUCAGUGGGAUCUUGGAACAGAGACGUUCAGUGGCAUCUUGGAACAGAGAAUAGAGCCUAAAUUACCCAUCAGGGCCUCUGCCUUCUCCACCACUGUGCCCAAUACCAGAGAAAGUGGAUCAAUGCAUUCAGUAUUCUGAGAAAAGUUUUACUAACACAUAUUUUGCCAAACCGAGAUGAUGUUUGACUAUAAAGGAAACAGGCAGACAUUCUUAUCAAAGGAUAUAGGGAACAUAGUUCUCUUCUACCUUCUUGAAAACUAUGCUGCAAUGAAAUCCAGCCAAUGAAGAGAAUCAAAAUGAAGAACUUAAAACGAGAGCAUACUUGCACUCCUGGAGUCUCUCUCCAGCCCUGAACUGUGGCCAGCACAGUGUGUCAGUCUGUACCAGCUGCUGGUAUGGGUGACUUGGGCACAGGCAAGACCAUCAUCAUCACACACUGUGUGCACCAGAACUCCUCCUGGCAUCUCCAAGCCAGUUCACCAUUGUGUGAACUGUGCACUGAAGGAGCUCCACUGGGACUCAGAGGCCUUGGCGCACCUGCAGCUGUGGAACAUUGCAAUGAGGAAAGAUUGGGGAAAUGACAAAAACAUGUUGUCUGGAAUUUAUAGGUGCAUUGAUUGUCUUCAGUAUCACCAGGCCAGCCCCAUUUGAAGCACAGUCAAAGUGGAAAAAUGAUUUGGACUAAAUGUUAACUCAUGGCAGAUCAGUUUCUGUGGUUCUGUUGGCCAAGAAAUGUGACCAUGGGAGGAUGAAUGCAGAAACAGUAGCCUCAAGAUAGGCCAGAUCUACAUGGAACAUAGUUCUGUAGGAUGAGUUGAAACAUCAGCAAAGGACAAUGUAAACUUGAUGAAGUCUCCAGGUGCCUGGAUGCCAAAUAGA